AUGGCAGACCCAACCUCCCGGGAACUAGUUCACCGGGCCUCAGCCACCAACACCAUGACGCCCUACCCACCCUCAGCACCCACCAGAAACAGAACUCCAGAUAACAGACCUACAAGGACUCUCAGCCCACUGAGCGGACUGAAACGGCAACGCCUGGUGAAGGUGCCCCUCACUACGAUGGACUCCUGCUCCGAAAUCACCCCUGCUGCAUACACAGCUCAACGGACUCUUCCCCUUGACCACAACCAACACAUGACUCAGGAGCACCAAGGACCUCCGCGGCAUUCACGGCAUCCUCCCCGCCAACAGCAUCGAAGAUAA
Molecule: messenger RNA, 321 nt
Organism: Pelobates cultripes (western spadefoot toad)
Lineage: Eukaryota; Metazoa; Chordata; Amphibia; Anura; Pelobatidae
Source: the annotation of a GenBank genome assembly